UUUUAAUAGGAAGGAUUAUAUGAAAAUGUGUUAUUUUAAGUCGUUCUUCUGAACAAUUUCUAGUUUCUAAAUGUCCUGAAACAACGCCAUAGUUGAUAUUUUAAAAUGUUUUCCAUUAACUGUUACAUGUUUGUAGAGGAAUCGUGAUCUGCCAAGAAUAACGUUUUAGUAAUUCACUUGUAGUACUACAAAUAUCGUAUUGAAACUUUCGUAAUUCAAUUUGUAUAUGAACAUUUGAUUGAUAUUGAAAUAGUUUUAAGUUGUCCGCCGUGUUACUGGUGUGCGUCUCAUUCUUGAGCAAAACUAAUGUUACUUUUGUAGGUCGAUGUCCACGUUUAAUAUGCGGAAGUUUCAUCUACAGUGGUAUAGUAAGCGUACUGUUGGCCGACACAUUCUUCUCAUUACCGUAUUAUUCUUCCCAUUUUUCUGUUAUGUGUACUUCAAUGUACUGCAUUGUUCUCACAUUCGUCAGUUAACGACGGGCCAUUCAGCUUUCUUGAUGCUUCGUUUGAACAAUUCCUACCAACACAAGAUAGAAAAAGAAUUAAGCCCACCAAUAGCUGAAAGAAAAAGAUCUAGUGACCAUAAGGAUUACGUGGUUAGAGCUUGGUUGCCGAGAAGAAUACAUGAACGAUUUGAUGCUUUGUCUGGUAGCUUAGAAAGAAAGCUUCUUGUAAGAAGAAAAUAUUCUAUUAAAAAUCACCUCUCAAUAAAGACACCGAAAACUGAUAUGCUUGUAAAUAACAUAUCCCUACACCUGAAUUUCACUGAUGGGUCUCGAAAAGAAAAGAAUUACAAAAAAGAUACACAAAAAAAAAUUGAAAACCUUCCUAAGUCGAGACUACCUCAAGCGCUAAUAAUCGGCGUGAAAAAAUGUGGAACACGAGCUCUGUUAGAAUUUCUUCGUCUUCAUCCAAACGUUCGAGCUCCUGGUCCUGAGAUACACUUUUUUGACAAGAACUACCAUCUGGGUUUAGAAUGGUACAGACAGCAAAUGCCACUGACAUUGGAGGACCAGCUGACAAUCGAGAAGACGCCAAGUUACUUCGUUAGCAAACAGGUACCGAUCAGAAUCCAUAAGUUAUCUCGUGACAUGAAACUACUGUUAGUAGUCCGUGACCCCGUAACACGGGCAAUCUCUGAUUACACACAAACAGUAACCAAAUGGCCCCAAACACCUCCCUUCAAACACAUGGCAUUUCUAAACACCUCAACUGGACUAUUGGAUACAUCGUGGCCAGCAAUCCGUAUCGGAAUGUACAGCCAUUACCUCCUCUCUUGGAACCGCUUUUUCCCUAGUCGACAGAUUCACGUGGUUAGCGGAGAAAACUUAAUACAAGAUCCUGGUGGAGAAAUGGCGAUGGUACAAGAUUUCCUUAAACUGCCUCGCGUCGUGAGUAAUCACCAUUUUUAUUUCAACCAAACCAAGGGCUUCCCGUGCGUCAAGAAAUCAGAGAACAAAGGUGUGCCUCAUUGUUUAGGAAGAACAAAAGGCAGAACUCAUCCAGACAUCUCAUCAGAAACUAUUGAGAGAUUGCGGGACUUUUACAGACCUUUUAAUCAGAAGUUUUACCGUAUGGUUGGAAGAGAUUUCAUGUGGCUUUGAAUGUUAGAAGUAUAGUCAGAGUUUCUC
Molecule: messenger RNA, 1633 nt
Organism: Limulus polyphemus (Atlantic horseshoe crab)
Lineage: Eukaryota; Metazoa; Arthropoda; Merostomata; Xiphosura; Limulidae
Product: heparan sulfate glucosamine 3-O-sulfotransferase 2-like
Exons: 2
Coding region: 326-1606 (426 amino acids)
Molecular function (GO): [heparan sulfate]-glucosamine 3-sulfotransferase activity
Source: RefSeq, a predicted model, not a curated record